AUGUCUGACUCUGAUCCAAGCAGUAUAAUUUCCAAUAUCUCCUUCCAUCGCCGUACAACACUAGAGACAAAACAUGGCCUCCUCACCGUCUCAUUCGCAGACAUAGGCUGCCCGACGGGCCCGGCCCUGCUCUACCUUCCAGGAAUGUUCGCAUCACGAUAUCUUGGCAUUCCAAUGCAUACUCUCGCCAGUCGGGCAGGUGUACGACUUCUCGUAGUUGAUAGACCAGGAAUGGGUUGUUCGACUGAUGUCCCUUUGGCCGAGCGCAUAGACGCAUGGAUCGAUAUUCUACCGCGUCUACUGAGGUAUCUCGAUAUCCAACGAGCCUUCUCAUUAUGGCACCAUAUACCCCGAUUCUUCGUCAAAAAAGCCUCCCCCGUCCUCGCAUCAAGCGGGGCACUCCUCCGCUCCAUAGGCCCCAGUACAAGCGACGAAGAAGAUCGUACAUUCCUCGAUGCAAACUGGCGGCGUUUAGAACGCGACUAUGGCGUCCCACGCAAGGAGGCAGCGGAGCUUACUAAUCUUGUAGGUCAGUAUAUAUUUACAGAGAACACUGUCGGAGCGAAUAGCGAGGCACUGCAGUGUGUUCGAAAGGGAGACGGACGGAACUGGGGGGUUUGUUCUGAUUAUGCGGUAUGUGCGCGGGAGCUUGUGGAGAGGGAACAGAAACAGGGACAGCUGGAGGGUGCCAGUGCUGGUGGGGCAAGGAUAUGGGCUUAUCAUUCGACUAAGGAUGCUAUGGUUGGUAGUCGGGGGCCGAAGUAUUUUGAUGGGUGCUGGGAUGUAUCUGGGUCAAAGAGUACUUUUGUUUCGAGGACAGUUGAGGGGACGGAUCAUGAUACGGUGUGUCAGGCUGUGGAGGUUUGGGAGGAGAUAUUUUCGGUAGAUUGA
Messenger RNA from Penicillium angulare, 891 nucleotides. RefSeq names its product alpha/beta fold hydrolase. Lineage: Eukaryota; Fungi; Ascomycota; Eurotiomycetes; Eurotiales; Aspergillaceae. The record is from RefSeq and is a predicted model, not a curated record. Bases 1 to 891 code for a protein of 296 amino acids. The transcript has 3 exons.